AUGGACUGUAGCCUGCCAGGCUCCUCUGUCCAUGGGAUUUCCCAGGCAAGAAUACUGGAGUGGGUUGCCAUUAUGGGAAAUCUAUUACUUUUAAUUAAGAAGGCAAUUGUCCCAGCAGGAAUGAGGGAGGGCCCUACCUCUCUCUGUGCCGCUCUCCCCAAUGACUUCAGUUCAGAUGAUUUCAGGUGCAAGGAACAAAACACUCUGGCUCUAACAAUAAAAAUACUUGUUGUUUCUAAUAAAAAUCUGCCUGGUGGUGGGCUGGGCUCCUGGCAGGUGUAUCAGGACUCUUGCCCCACUUCUCCGGGAAUCUCUUGA
This is a messenger RNA of Rangifer tarandus platyrhynchus (Svalbard reindeer), 318 nucleotides long. The record is from the annotation of a GenBank genome assembly. NCBI's taxonomy places the organism in Eukaryota, Metazoa, Chordata, Mammalia, Artiodactyla, Cervidae.